This is a messenger RNA of Quercus robur (English oak), 875 nucleotides long. RefSeq names its product TMV resistance protein N-like. NCBI's taxonomy places the organism in Eukaryota, Viridiplantae, Streptophyta, Magnoliopsida, Fagales, Fagaceae. The transcript has 2 exons. The record is from RefSeq and is a predicted model, not a curated record. Bases 339 to 839 code for a protein of 166 amino acids. Gene Ontology annotation, biological process: signal transduction.
UCAUCAUGCUCGUUGGUCCGCAUGCGCGAAACUAAAGUCCCAAAUUCUAAGCCAAGUUCACACUGCAGGUUGCUGUGCUGCGUUCUAAACCAAGUGCAAGCCUUCGAUAUCUAUAUAAACUUUUUCCUAUCAGUCCAUAUUUCGCAUACCAGCGUUGCCUACACCUCUAUCUAUUCAUCUUACUAGAGCUAGCUUUACGUUCCUUGCCAUAGGGCAUUCUUCUUACAGAAAGAAAGAUCUCAUAAAGCUCUGAUAACUCUCUUUCCAGGUUUCCAUUUUCUUUGUUCUGCAACUUCCUUUGUAACUUUUCCACAAAAAAGCUUGUUUCUAAGUUUCCAAUGGCUUCCACUAGCUCCGAAACACCCUCUUCACCUGGUUGGAAAUUCGAUGUUUUUCUCAGUUUUCGGGGUGAGGACACCCGCCAUGGCUUUACAGACAAUUUAUAUGAGGCAUUUAUAUCGAAAGGCAUUGAAGCGUUUAGAGACAACGAAAAACUCCAACUAGGACAAGAAAUUGCUUCUGAGCUCAUACAAGCAAUAGAAAAAUCCCAGUAUGCAAUCGUUGUUUUCUCAGAAAAAUAUGCCGAUUCUAGGUGGUGCUUGGAUGAACUUGUUGAAAUUGUUGAAUGCAAAAAAAAUAAGGGACUUAAAGAAGUGGUGCCCGUCUUUUACCACGUAGAUCCCUCCGACGUACGGAACCAGACUGGGCCGUUUGAAAAAGACUUUGACGAACAUCAAAGAAAUGACAGAAUCGACAGGGAGAAGAUCCAGAAAUGGAAGGAUGCUAUGAGAGAAGUGGGGCAUUUAAAAGGCGAGCAUAUACUGCCACAUCAAACGUAAGAUCGUGGUUUUUUUUUAGUAGCAUUUUUUACACUG